Molecule: messenger RNA, 3378 nt
Organism: Batrachochytrium dendrobatidis JAM81
Lineage: Eukaryota; Fungi; Chytridiomycota; Chytridiomycetes; Rhizophydiales
Exons: 1
Coding region: 1-3378 (1125 amino acids)
Source: RefSeq, a predicted model, not a curated record
AUGAGUCUUCCUCUUGAUCGUCAUCCACAACGAGUGCAAUCACUAUACUAUGCAGAGACAUCUUCUAUCAAUUAUCUAUCAGCACCAGCCUCCCCUGGAAUACCCACGCCCCAACGAGGAUUGAAUCCAAUGCGUGCAACUCAAAUUGCUGUUCGUGCUCGUCGUGCUCGUGAACGAAAUCGUCACAACCAACACCAUGGUGAAUCAUCUGAUAUACGAGAUUCACUGCUAGAUACUCCGCUACCGCUCUAUUGUCCUUCAUCAGCCAUGCAAUCUACAGAUACCAUUCAAGCCACGCCAAUGGCAUCUUCAAUUAGCUCCUCAAACCCAUCGGUCACCGCCAGCAGCGAGAAACAACUCAUCCGCCUCGCCAGUACACAAGCCAGCAGCAGCCAUUUUGAAAGUGGCAGCAGCAUUGUGGCUAGGAAUGGCGUCAAUCAUAACGAUCGUAGCGACUCUUUUUUUGCUACAGAAAUGUAUGGGCGAGUUGCUGGUCAUAGUCAACCUAUUGGUGUAAUUUCCGCCACAUAUCCAAGCACAUGUCCUGAAUUGAAUUGCACAUCACCCACCACAAUCCAACCAACCAUUCGAACAUCCUCCAUCACAGAUGUAGGCGCUGCAGCCAAUGAUAUGAUCCCAUCAGGCAUUGGCUCUAUUUCUUCCACUGACACUCGAACUAUAGCGGCAGCACAUACUUUAUCUUAUACUACCAAUGUGGCUACACAUACCACUUUAAAAUCUAAUCUACGAAUAGAAACCACUGGUCCGUCGACUACUCCAUGUGCUCCUUUAGCAUCGCCAACACCUAUUUUAAGCAUCGCUCCUGGCGUAUUAGAAACAACAUCAACUUAUUUCAACGAACCAACCUGCCCUGUAUCAAGCGAUCUCGUCUUUUCAUCGAUUAAUAUAUCGCUUUUGGAAACCAAUUUGCUCACCAUUAGCAGCUACGCGGACAAUGCAUCGCCACUAAUGGACCUAAAUCUCGUCCAGGACCUCGUGCGACCUGUUAUCAAACACCAUUGGCCACUAGGAAUCUCUGAUGAAUACAUACACGGCCAGUCUGCCACAUUUCGACUUAAAAAAGAUCCGUGGAUGGAUCAAGGCACGCCUGAAUUUAUCCUGUCGAGUCGGAUGCUGAUUCUAGGACUGUUGAAAGUACUAACAGCCAAUGGAUGGUUUAUGCUGUCUUCGUGUUCACCAAUGUACUGCGUAUCGGAAAAGCAUACUAUGUAUUUUGGAAAAUAUAAUAAUCCCAAUGACUCGAUACUAAAACAGUAUUUGCAUCCACAAUCUUCUAGCUCUUCAAUUCAACCCAUGCCAACCUUGGUAGAAAGUCCAACUGAAAGCAAUAAUCCAGUUCCCUCUUUAAACCAUCAAUCAGGAUAUGCUUCAAGUCCACCCAUACCAUCGACUCGAGAUGUUUCGACUUUGGUGAUAAACACGAAUUCACCCAUUACACCAAAGUUGGUGCCAUUAUCCCUAGCCACGUUGAAAGAUAAAAAGCCUAGCUUGUUGACUUUGUUGGUAUCCAAGAUGCCAUGGACAGACACGUCGAGUAGUUUAGCGUCUCCAGUAGUUGAACAACCUUCCAACUCUUUAGUGCAUCCUUUAAUUGCACAAACCAGUUUGUCUGAAUUAAUGUGGGACCAAGCAGACAUGUUUUCCAUUAGCUUUCGUGCCCCAUAUAGACUUCAGAUCAUUGGGCUCACUGAUUCAUUAGUAAUUCCCAGCAUUCGAAAGCACAUUCAAAUUGUAUGGGCAGAUGGGAUUGCAGCUGAAUCCCACGACUCGCAAUCAGGAGUAUUUGAGUUUAUGCUCAAUUCAUCACGAGAUGGUGGAAAAGGUGGUACAACAGCGAUUGCAUCACCGUCUCGGGCAGUAUUUUCUCCAGCAGAAAGCGUGCUAGGUCACAGACUUAUGGCUCGGUUGGUCAUGGUGCUUCGUGAAUUGCACAAUUAUGCCUUGUAUACAAGCAUUCGGUUUGCCGAACAACCUUUGGCAUCUAUUGGUGGUAGUUCCAACACAGUUUAUUUUAAUGGACUGCAAAAGUUUUGUGCAUCUUCGCCUGCUACUACAUUCUCGACAUCAAAAAAUACAUGCUCCGAUUCCUUCAUUGUGUUUUGUCGUGCCACAUCCAAGACCAUGCCACUUCAUGCUCAAAAAGUUGUCAUGACAACAAACUCGAGUUUACCCCUUGUACCAAAUACAUCUGCGACUACAACCCACUCACCUAUAGAUAUCACCGAUACAAUUUUUGAUGAUACAGAUGACGAGGCACCAGAGGAAGAAAAUGAAACUGCUGAUGACGAACAUCCAACAGCUGCAAUGAUCAAUGCAUACAUAUCUCCUCGAGCAUCCUUGGUUCAAUCACCACCGCGCAUAAUGCGAUCUUUUGGUAUCUAUAUCUAUGGCAGCAACAAUAUUCGCACAACCACUCUUCACAAAUCCUACAUUACAUGUAUAAGUAGCCAUCUUGCUCACCUUUCGCAAGUGAUUAAGCAUGGGCGAAUCCUUGUUACACCUCAACGACAUGAUCGGGUGGUAUCGCAAAGCAUUCAUUUUUUUCGUUUAAAAGGAUCACCUUUCCAACCCACUCUAAUCUCAGGACCAGUUUUGCAUACCAUUGCUGCUAUUCUACAAUGCGAUUUAAUGCGUGUUAGGAUCUUGGUUGGUGUGCUAGACGGACUAUAUUGCGAUACGUAUAUGCGGCCUGUUGGGGUAUGCAACAUCAUCAACGAUUGCGGAGGCGAUUUGCCAAUGCUAAUUGUUGAAAGAGAUCGAGAUAUAGCGGAUUACUGGAUUGAAAAAGAAAAGGAAACGAAUCACAAAGAGGACAAUGGUUGUAAAAAUAAUCCACCCGUUUCGAUUGUAUUCGCAUUAGCCUUUUUAGUAUCAGAUUCAAUUGAAAUGGUGCUGCCUUUUGAAAUACCUAAAAUAUCAAAUCCGGCUAAUGGAAGUCAUAGCACAAAAGAGGCGGGAAUGCAAUCUAGUGUCUUUCUCGCUCGUCGUGCCAUUUCAGUGGUUCAAGAUGUUGUAUCAAAAUUCGUAAAUGCAGCACCUUCCAUUAAAGCAAAUUACAAAAUAUCUACUUAUGCCAAUCCGGCCAGCUCUAAAAAAGUUACAACGCAUGUUACUUGGAAAAUAGGAGGAACUCCCUGGGAGACAACAAUUGAUAUGACCGAAAAGCAAAUGACUGAUCAUACUACAAAGGCUAGAGAUCUAGUUGGUGCAUUAGUGAAAGCGCUGUUCAAGACUGGGUUUGGCGUGGGUAUUGCAGCAAAUAUCUCGACCAAGAUUCCUGGAAACGAUACUUUAUUUUUUUCUGCUUCGUCAAUCUCUGUCAAAAGCAUGGAUACUAUUCAAGAGUCAUGCCAGUAA